This is a messenger RNA of Astyanax mexicanus (Mexican tetra), 5448 nucleotides long. It is a transcript of the gene carmil1, whose product is annotated as F-actin-uncapping protein LRRC16A. Gene Ontology annotation, biological process: regulation of Arp2/3 complex-mediated actin nucleation; cell migration. The record is from RefSeq and is a predicted model, not a curated record. Gene Ontology annotation, molecular function: protein binding. The transcript has 38 exons. Gene Ontology annotation, cellular component: plasma membrane; lamellipodium. Lineage: Eukaryota; Metazoa; Chordata; Actinopteri; Characiformes; Acestrorhamphidae. The coding region runs from base 336 to 4823 and encodes 1495 amino acids.
GUGUCUUCACUAUGAGCACAUUCCAAGUGAACCCUCCGCUUCUACACGCUAAAACCGCUGUGUUGUUGUUUUUAUCUUAUUUAUUACAUUUUUUGAGUCUUGAUUUGUGGGUUUUGUUUAAUUUCGAGCUUAGCGGAGAGGAUGAAGAGGUAAAUGAGGAAUGCAGGAGUUUCUGCUGAUAGUGAACAGCAGUCCAGCAGUACUAAUCUCACCUGAGACUGGAGGAGAAAGGGUCUAAACUCUUCUGGUGGACUUUCUGCACACUCUUCUUCUAUAUCUCAGUAAUUCUGACUGGAAGAAGCUUUAAACCGCUGAGCUGAGGAGUUCUGGUGAAGAUGGCUGGAGAGGAAGACCCCUGGAAAGAAGUGCUCGACAGUGUGCAGGAUGCCGUGGGCCGGCAGGUAAAACUGACCCUGAAGAAGAAGGUGCAGCUGGAAGUCAAAAGUGAGAAACUGGAGAGCAGAAUCCUGGCUCUCGCUGCACACCGGGCCUAUUUGCUGUCUGCUCGAGCGCCCGCCAGGAUAGAACAGACCUUCAAUUUCUUCGAUAUUCAGUCCGUCAGCAGCAACAAGUCUAAUCAGUUGGUUCUGGAGUAUGAUAAAGGACAGCUGUCGGUGAAGCUCAGCUCUAAUGAGGAGGUUGAUGAAGUCAUCGCUCAGAUUGGGAGCAGCAUACAGGAGCACUGUCCAGGACUGAACCCAGUGAGAGUGAUUAAGAAGUUGUCAUUAAAGCCAGCAGAGAGGGUGACCAGUCUGCAGACACUGUGGGAGAAUAACACUCCUGCCGACACUGGACCCUGCGGUGCAUUCUCUCGUAUGUAUUGGUGUUUAUGUGAUCAGCAGGGGUUUCCCUACAGAGAGGAGGUGCAGUGGGAUGUGGACACUAUUUACCUCACCCAAGACACACGAGAGCUGAACCUGCAGGAUUUUAUUCACCUGGAGAACAGGGAUCUGAUGGGCAUUGUGGCUGUGCUGGAGUACAACCAGUGGUUCACCAGACUCUCCCUGAAGGACUACAAACUGUCCACAGAUUUGUGUGAUCAGAUCCUGAGAGUAGUGGCUCGUUCUAGCAGGCUAGAGGAGCUGGUUCUGGAAAACACAGGACUCAAAGCUGAUUUUGCACAGAAGUUGUCCAGUGCUCUGAGCCAGAACCCACACUCUGCUCUACACACACUCGUCCUCACCAACAACUCUUUGGAGGACAAAGGCAUCGCAUCUCUGAGCUCUUCACUGGGAAAACUUUCAUCUGGCCUGAAACAUCUUAACCUCUCCAAAAACUCCCUCUCAACUAAAGGUGUGAAUAUUCUGGCUCAGGCUCUCUGUUCCAACCCCUCCAUCUUCAACACACUAACACACCUUGACCUGUCUGGGAACUCACUGAGGGGGGACGACCUGCCUAAUCUGUGGAAUUUCCUGGGUCAGCCGAACAGCCUGCAGACUCUGGACCUGUCCAGCUGUGACUGCUCCCUGGACCUGGUGUGCUCCUCUUUAUUGCGAGGUUCUCUGAAGCACCUUUCAGUUUUAAACAUGUCCAAGAGUGUCUUCAAUCUCAAGAGAGGAAAGGAGUUGCCGUCUUCCUUCAAGCAGUUCUUUAACAAUGCUCAGGCCCUCAACACCAUCAUCCUCUCUGGUACCAAGCUCCCUCUGGAGGCCCUCAAAGCCCUGUUGCUGGGUCUGGCCAGCAACCCCAACCUGAAGGACAUCUCUUUAGAUCUGAGCAGCUGUGAGCUGCGAUCAGCUGGAUCUCAGAUUCUGGAGGGCUGUAUAGCUGAAAUACCAAACAUCUCCAGCCUGGACAUAUCAGACAACGGUCUGGACUCUGAUCUGACCACUCUGCUGGUGUGGCUCGCUAAAAACCGCUCCAUCAGAAAUCUGUCUCUGGGCAAGAACUUCAGCAACAUCAAAUCCAAGAAUCUGGGUCAGGUUCUGAGCAGUCUGGUGCUGAUGAUCCAGGAAGAGGAGUCUCCGCUGAGCUCUCUCUCGCUGGCCGACUCCAAGCUGAAGGCGGAUCUGUCCAUAGUGCUGAACGCUGUGGGGGGAAACAGCUCUCUGACUCGCCUGGACAUCAGUGGAAACAGCAUGGGGGACAUGGGGGCCAAGAUGCUGGCUAAAGCUCUUCAGAUCAACACUAAACUAAGGACUGUGAUUUGGGACAGGAAUAAUGUCAGUGCACAGGGGCUACAGGAUGUUGCAGCUGCUUUGGAGAAGAAUUACACCAUUCGCUUUAUGCCAAUGCCGAUCAUGGAUGCUGCUCUGGCUCUCAAAUCCAGUCCGGAGAAAACUGAGGAUGCCCUCAUGAAGAUGGAGCAGUAUCUGCUGAGGAACCAUGAGACGAGGAAAUACCUGCAAGAACAGGCCUACAGACUGCAGCAGGGCAUCGUUACCUCCACCACACAGCAGAUGAUUGACAGGUUGUGUGUGAAGGUGCAGGACCAUCUGAACUCACUUCGCUUCAGUGAGAGAGAGAUUGUACAGGAGGACAUGAAGGCAGCUGAGAAACUCGUACAGGACGCCCGUAACUCAAAAAGACUGCUGGCCAACAUGUACCACCUGCGCUCGUUGGGGCGUGGAGGAGGUGUGUCUGAGGGCGGGGAGAGUCCGUGGGCGGGGCCUAUCCAGGAGGAACUGCAGUCGAUGGUGGGAGAGAUCAGCACGGUCAUAGACCAGCAGCUCCAGAGUUUAUUAGUGUCCAUGGUGGACACUGCAGAGAGUGUGUGUCCUCACGUGAUGCGUAAAGCCAACCUGAGGCCGGCUUUGAUGCGGGCGAGCGAGGGGAAGAUGAGCGUACCCCAGUCCUUCAUUACCGACACUUUACUCAAGCAGUCUGCUGUCGACAUCAUCAACAAGAUCAGUGAAGUAAAGCUCAGCUUGGCCUCGUUCCUCUCUGAUCGCAUCAUUGACGAGAUUUUAGCGUCCCUCUCUCGCUCUCAACAAAGACUGGCGGAGCACCUGAGUAGGCGUGGCCAGCCACUAUUGCAUCAUGAUUCAGAGGAGACUGAGGUUGUGGACGAGACAAACCUGCUGCCAGAGAACCUUCCAGCACCUCCAGAUGACCUGCUGCUGACUCCCACGUCCAAGAGGAAGAGUAUUCUCUUCAGAAUGGUGCGGCCAGUCUCUGUGGCCUUCGAACUGGAGUUUGAUCUGGAUAAAGCUCUGGAGCACGUUCCCAUCCACCUGGAGGACCUGCCCCUCCCUCUCCCCCCUACCCCGGUGGAGGCAGAGCUAGUGAGGCAGAGGAGUGUGGGUCUCAGUGACCUGCCAGAAACAGAGAGUCCAAAACUACAGCACAUCACCAAGCAGAGACCCCGCAGGAAGAAGACCGCCAAAACCAGCAAACCACCUGCUCUCAGACGUGCUGCUCCUGUUGAAGAGGUGGAGCUGGAGAGCUUAGUGGGGAAAGUGGAUGAGGGUGUGGACGAAUUCUUCUCCAAAAAAGUCACAAAGAUUGGAGCCAAGCGUUCCUCUGUGAGAGACUCAGUGGUGGAGGGGGAGAGGAAGAGGGAGUCUCGUAUGAGCGGCUUCUUCAACCUCAUCAAGUCUCGGACCUCCACCAAAACCCCACCCACCAGCCCUCAUACUCCCUCCACUGCACCAGCCAGCGUAACACCGACCACCACCACUCCCAUAGUGACAACCGCCAACCCACCAAUAACAGCAGCAGCAUCUGUAGAGGAGUCCGAUGAAACAGAUUCCACUAAAACUGCAGUCAAAAGUCCACUUCCUGAUCCCCCUGCUGAGCCAAUCAGCUCUCAGCCUGUGGAGAAGGCUGGACCAUGUGACCAUGGAGAAGUAGCAGCAGCCCCUGAGCCUAAAGCUCAAGCAGAGGAGGGUAAGAAGAAGGAAGGAGCGCCCGCUGGCAGAAUACGAGGGGUACAGGUGAUGGGUAAUGACUUCCUUGCUCAGCUCCGAGCCAAACAGGAGAAGUUGAAGGAGAAGGCACCUGAAUCCUCCGUUCCUACAGUCAAACUUCAGACUGAGCAUGGUGAGGGAGGCAGCAGCACUGUAGAGAAGCUUCUUCACAAAGAGCCCCACCCAGAACCUGCCUUUAGAUCCCACUCUCCACUGUCUCAACCAAAACAUGCUGGACCUCCGCAUGCUCCUAUACCUGCCCACGUACCUGCAACCAAGCUUACACCUGCCACCUCCACCCAGGCUGCCACUAAAUUCACACUCACCCCCCACCCCAACAGCUCCAAACCUGCCCAGAACCCCCAGCCAUCUCCACCACCAAGCCUAGAAAGACUCCCGAGCCUGGAGCCUCAACCCAGCUCUCAGGUUCCUUCACCACCCAUGAACAAGACUCCAAGCCUGGAGCCUCUACCCAGCCCUCGGGUUCCUCCACCACCAGUGACCAGUCCUCCAAGCAGCAGCAGCAGCUCCAGCAUUUCUGCAGAUGACGUUGUCUCAGGCCGCCCCAGUGCCGGCUCUUCCCCCAUGCUGCCUGUACCUGCUCCACGUGUCAAGAGUGCACCAUCUGACACAGAGACCAAGGAGCAAUCACCAGUUUAUCACAGCUCAGACAGGAUCCCACCACAUAUCAUGUUGGAUCCUGCAGUAGAGGACAGUGUGUUUGAGUCAGAACUCAACACACACACAUCACACACUCCAGAAACCGGACAACACUCAUCACCACGUCACUCCUCAACCCAUCCUGCUGAAAAAGAGGAUCACCAGCACUCCACGUCCCUCCCCUCACCUGUGGACCUGAUGAGUCCCACAGACUUUCCAUCAGCUCCAAGUCUCAGCACCACUGAUUCAGACAGUGAGCACCAGCCAGAUGAUCAACAUACUGAGAUACCUGAUGAGGACGAAACAUCAGAAUAAACACAGACCUCUGGACAAACUCUGGAUAAUCACCAUCUUUCUGAUCUGUGAGAUGCUUCAGAUUAAACCCUGACUCCCCCAUGCUUUAAAGUUCCUACCAAAGACAUCACGACUGCCUCUGACUCACAUUUACUGAUAACCACCUGGAUCUUCAGCCACCUGUGAUCAUAAACCACCCUCUGACUGUGCUCCCAUGUGACUGUAAUGGACAUAAUGUCAAUCGAUGUUAAAAGUCUAAUCACCUUUUCACCAAAUAACUAAUUAAAUGAUCAAUCUUCGGACCAUUUAUAUAUUCUAUAUUUUCUUUAAUUAUCUUUAUUAUAUUCAGUUAUUUGAAUAAUUGAUGCAUUUUUUUAUGUAAUAGAGUAUUAUUCCUGUUUUUCAUAUAUGUAGGUGUGGUGUUGGUGGGUUUUAACCUUAAAUAAUAGCUGUAAAAUGUCUCUAUUUUAAUGGAAUAUAUUGAUGUGUUUAUACAUUGCUUUUAUGUGGAUAAUUUAGGGCCAAUGAUGCCCAUUGAUCAUAUGGGGAAAUAUUGUCGUUAUAUUUGUUGUCAAUAUUGUCAAUUGUUAAUGCAUUUGUACAUUUUUACUGGCAAAAAAAUAUACAUAUAUAUUUUUACUCUGAA